This is a messenger RNA of Auanema sp. JU1783, 2103 nucleotides long. The record is from the annotation of a GenBank genome assembly. Lineage: Eukaryota; Metazoa; Nematoda; Chromadorea; Rhabditida; Rhabditidae.
AUGAAAGCGGAAGGUUUGGAUCCGCUCACAUACAAAUUUCAAAUAGGCCCAUCAAGCUCGUCGAUAACCAUAAGUUCACAAUCCGCUUCGACUGACAACUCUGUUUCAACAUCUCAAGUAGAUGCGGAGAUUGAUGAUCCAGCCGAGCCUCUCGAUUCCACGGGAGAAGAAGGAUCUCUCAGAGUGGCUGAUACUAGUGGAACAGAUUUCAUUAUGGAUGAUGAUAUCGCUGCUGAAAACUCAAAAGAUGGUGAAGCAGAACCAAUUUCUGGGAGCUCUUCGCCUUUUGAGAAAGAUAUAGCGUCAAGCAAAACUGACGAAAUCGAUCAUCACGAACAAGAGGAAGAAUUAGAUGAUCCGCUCAAUGACGCUGAAGAGAAGAGUGAUUCCACAUCUCCUGUUCCUGCUGCCCAAUCUGAACGUUCUGAUUCCCCAGGAUCAAAAGAUAAGGAAGAUGAGCAGGAGUUGUCCAAGCGUUCUGUCUGGGUUCGAGGACUAAGUAUCACAGUUAAGGCGGCUGAUUUGAAGAAUCUUUUUGCUGAAUAUGGAAAAGUUCUCCGUGCUAAGAUAUUUACUACCAAGAAACAACCGGGAGUGGAUCUUCAUUGUUAUGGAUAUGUCACUCUCGUAGAUUUGGAAAGCUUAGAGAACUGCCUCAACCAUUUACAUAAGCUAGUAUGGAGGAACAUGACACUUAUUAUUGAGAAGGCUAUCAAAUUUCGACUUCCUCCAACAUCGUCUCCCACAGAGAAGCAAGCCGUGGUUGAAACUGAGAAUGACAAAGUAGAGAACCCAACCACAAGUACCGCGAAAGAUGUCAAGAAAACAGAAGACACUAAAAAAGAAUCUAAUGGAAGGAAGAAUGAAACAAGAAAGGAAUCUAAGCACGAACGCAUCACAAUCGAUGAAUCGAAGAAAUCUAUCUAUACCAAACCGCGUCGAGGAAAUGAGAAGGACAGCAAACCACCCCGGAAGGAAGAACGCCGAUCUGCGAAGGAGAACAAUGCACGACGUCCACCUCGCAGACCUGCUCCCGCGAGAAGAGAACCUUUCCGUGGAUCAUCUUCAUUCCGCCCUGGAUUGAGCCAUCGUGUAUCUCGCCCAUAUGGACGGAAUGGAGCUUCCGCUCCAUCUCGUCACAACUCAGAUUUGCCCAGAUCAGGAGGAAGCUCAUCUCGCCCAGAUCCAAGAGAAGUUAUGGACUUACGUCUUCGCGAAGAUGUACGCAGAGUUCGUGAACGCGAAAGAGAAUUUGAAUUGGAGAAAGAACGGAUAAGAAUGGAAAGAGAAAAAUAUGAAAAGGAGAAGUUGGAACUACAGCUCAAGAUUGCUAUUCAACAGCAAGCUUUGGCCAUUGCAAACCAGGGUGGAAGAGGAGAAGGUUUUCCACCAGAGCCUAACAGGAAUCGCGGAUCAUCUCAUGCUCGUAUACCUGAUAGAGACCGUGACCGUGAAAGGGACCGUGAUAGAGAACGCGACCGACAACGUGAUCGAGAUCAUCAUGAACGUGAAAAUCGUGACCGUGAGCACAGAGAACGUGUAGACCGUCCUCGUGAUAGAGAACGUGAGCAAAGGGAUAAGCAUUUAGUAAGAACUUCCAGAACUCCAGCGGACGACAGACGUAGAGAGCGCAAUGGUGCCUCUAUUCGUCUUCCGGUUCAAGAAAGAGAUCGAAGUGGCGUCAGAGCAACAGAAGAUUUCAGUUCUAAAACUGCCAAUGCUGCUAAUUUUAAUACUAGGACAUUUGAAAGAGAAAACUUCAGCUCUUCUAACAGGGAAACAGCGGCUUCCAAUUCCAUAGGGAAUUCUUAUUUUGGCGGAAGAGAUUCAUAUAAUUCGGGAAGCACUACCAGAGAUAAUAACUAUUCGACAUCUAGAGCUAUAAGCAAUUCCAAUUGGAGUGCGAAUAAUAAUCAUCAUUCAUAUGGCAGUCAAAGUUGGUCGAACUCGAACACUUCCGGUACUACUUCAGCUGCUGUGAAUGCAAACUGGGGAUCGAGCGGAAACAGUAGUAGUGGACGAAAUGCACCAGACUGGUCAGGAUACAAUUCAAAUACAGGAAUGAGAUAUGAAUAUGAUAAUAAGUAUCCACGCCGCUUCUAA